This is a messenger RNA of Acanthamoeba castellanii str. Neff, 333 nucleotides long. RefSeq lists its product as uncharacterized. The record is from RefSeq and is a predicted model, not a curated record. The transcript has a single exon. The annotation marks the transcript as partial. Lineage: Eukaryota; Discosea; Longamoebia; Acanthamoebidae.
UUACAGUUUCACGGUAAGACGGCCAGCGGCCAAGCGUCAUCUCUCUUCAGUGGCGGACCCGAAACUGUGGAGGGCAUCCUCUCGAGCACUAACUACCGCCUGAACGGUGACCUGCCGGCCAAGAGCGCGAGGCUCGCCUGCAUGUAUGGCUCGGACAGCUACUGCGCUCUGUGGCGCUACGCCGACGGAGCUGGCGCGUGGCACGGGGUGGUGCCGGACUUCGACGACUACAGCGGAGGUCAGGACGGCGGGUGGAACGCCAUGCAGAUCAUCAACGAUUCGACCGAUGCCACAUUAUCCUCACCCCAGCUCUCCAGCUGGGCCAACUUGCUU